Messenger RNA from Exophiala bonariae, 1662 nucleotides. RefSeq lists its product as uncharacterized. Lineage: Eukaryota; Fungi; Ascomycota; Eurotiomycetes; Chaetothyriales; Herpotrichiellaceae. The transcript is spliced from 3 exons. The coding region runs from base 1 to 1662 and encodes 553 amino acids. The record is from RefSeq and is a predicted model, not a curated record.
AUGUCCACCACCACCAGCACAACGCGCGACUCGUAUGACAAGAUCGCAGCACGCAAGCAAGCGGAACGGCAGAGCCUGAUCCCCGAAGCAUGGCGGCUCCCCGCCGAAAAGCUCGCGGAAUACACAUCGUCGCCCACGGCGAACGUGCUGCACGUGCCGCGUGAAAGCGGCAUCUUGAAUGAGCGCGAGCUCGACAUAACGGAGAACCACGAUGCCGUAUCGCUGCUGGAGAGGUUGCGCAAGGGGCCCAAGGACGGCGGGUUCAGCUCGGAAGAAGUCGUCGUCGCGUUCUGUAAAAGAGCCGCUUUGGCGCAGCAGUUGACAAACUGCGUGACGGAGAUUCUCUUCGACUCGGGCAUUGCGCGUGCAAAGGAACUCGAUUCCCGCCGCGCGGCGAAUCCAGAUGAGGCCUUGCCUCCGCUGUGGGGACUUCCGAUCUCGCUGAAGGACUGCUUCAAGGUGCCUGGCUUCGACGCAUCGGCCGGGAUGAUCCUCUUCGCUGAGAAGCCGGCGACCGAGUAUUCUGCCCUGCCGAAGCUGCUGUAUCAGCUCGGAGCGGUCUUCUACUGCAAGACAAAUGUGCCGCAGACGAUGAUGACGGCGGACUCGGACAAUAACGUGUUCGGGAGGACGCUGAAUCCGAACAACAAAUCAUUGACCGCUGGGGGGAGUUCCGGAGGCGAAGGCGCAUUAGUUGCGAUGCGUGGGAGUGUGUUGGGGAUUGGAUCCGACAUUGCUGGCAGCAUUCGCAUUCCCAGCUAUUGCUGUGGCACCUAUGGAUUCAAACCAUCCGCCAAUAUCGUCCCGUACGCAGGCCAGACAAAUCCAGCUGCAGACGGGAUCCCAGGCAUCCUACCCGUGGCGGGUCCUCUGGCGACCAGUAUGAGAAGCUGCAAUUAUUUCAUGCAGGUCGUGAUGAGCAACCAGCCGUGGAAAAUCGAUGUCGAUUGUCUGCAUAUUCCAUGGCGAGGCAUUGCGGCGCCAGAAAAGGGCAGCAAGUUGAGAAUUGGGAUCGUCGAAGAUGAUGGCAUCCUUACUGCUACGCCUCCCGUACGCCGGACCUUGAGGCAAGCGAGGGAGAAACUUGCUCGAGCUGGUGUGGAGAUUGUAGAUAUCAAAUUGCCAGGUAUAAAAGAAGAUAGCGCGACAAUCUGGGCUUCAUUCGCCAUGGAAGGCUGCAAGACGGUCCUGGAAUACAUCGGAGCGGCAGAGGAACCAUACGUUCAAUCUGUGCAGAACAUCGGGCUGGUGGCGAUGAAAUCGAUGACCAUGGAAGAACUCUUCGCGUGGAAUGUGACACGCAGCAAGAUCGAGACCAAGUACCGAGACCUCUGGCUCGAGAACGACCUCGACGCAAUUCUGAACCCUCUGACCGCACACACUGCUCCCCCUCUGGAUACCUGGUCGUCUAUAUCUCAGGCGAUAUGGAAUCUGGUCGACUACCCUAGCUGUAUCAUUCCAACUGGGAAAGUCGAGGCAGAGGAUGUGGUCGACCAGGCCGCCAAAUAUGGCGCUGACGAUGAGAAGAUAUAUCAACUGUAUACCGGCCCUGAAGAUUACAAGGGCGCACCGACCGCUCUUCAAUUGAUCGGCAUGAAACAAGAGGAUGAGAAUCUGACUCUGUUGGCAAGUUUUGUGGAUGGAAUCUUGAAUGAAAAUUGA